Messenger RNA from Nothobranchius furzeri (turquoise killifish), 2838 nucleotides. It is a transcript of the gene adrb1, whose product is annotated as adrenoceptor beta 1. The record is from RefSeq and is a predicted model, not a curated record. Gene Ontology annotation, biological process: positive regulation of heart rate by epinephrine-norepinephrine; adenylate cyclase-activating adrenergic receptor signaling pathway; norepinephrine-epinephrine-mediated vasodilation involved in regulation of systemic arterial blood pressure. Gene Ontology annotation, cellular component: plasma membrane. Gene Ontology annotation, molecular function: beta1-adrenergic receptor activity. Lineage: Eukaryota; Metazoa; Chordata; Actinopteri; Cyprinodontiformes; Nothobranchiidae.
CUCAGCUGUGGGGUCGCUGGGUUCAUGGGCGGGAGCGUAAAUCGUCCACAUAAAAACAAACAAAGUUUUGUUGUUUUCCAUUUUUGUGCAGACUGUUUGUCAUGAGGCCGGUGGAAAUUUACACAUCUGAUGUGGACUAAGGUGUACAAUCACUCAGAGCUCAAAGGUUAUGGUCCAUAUUGACAUGACAGCAUCACACAGCUGCAUGAUGGGAGUCUCCUGUUCCACCACAUCCCACAUGUUCUGGACUGAGAUCUGACUGUGGACAUGGUUGGAGUCCAGUGAACUCAUGGUCAUGAAACCAGAUGAUCUUCGUGACAUGGUGCUUUAUCCUGCUGAAAGUGUAGCAUGGGUUAGGGUCCACGUGGUCAUGGAUGGACAUGGUAGUCUGUGGUGUUUAAACCAGGCUCAGGCGGCACUGGGGGUCCAGAGUGGGACAAGAACAUCUCCCCCACACCAUUGUACCACGCUGCAGCAAUGAUACAAGACAGGACGGAUCCAGGUAGUUCACAUAUUCUCUCAUUAACAUUAAUUAAACAGCUGAGCAGGUGCAGAGUGACCAGUUUAUUUAAAACAAACUCAAGUGGGACAGUGGUGAGUCUUUACAUUGAUGCAUUUAAUAAAAUCUGGUUGUGAGCCAAACGCUUCUUUAUGCAGCUGUGAGGCCAGUCUGCAGGUCUGUGUUGGGUCAAGUCUCAUGUUUAAGGAAUGUAUUCUCAGAGAUAAAAAUAUAAGGAGAAAAACAAGUUCUGGACGUGAUAGCAAGUGGUGACAGGAGGGAAUUCCCUCUGGACCAUUGUGAUGUUUCCCAUAUUUGGUGCACCGUUUUCCCACAGUGUGGGGUUUUGCAGGAUAAGAAAUUCAUGGGUCAAUUUCUCAUCAGAAUAUCGCGAAUGUUCAGUAACUGUCCAGUGCAUGCAAAAUAAGACUGGAAGUCUGCUUUUCUCAGGUGCAGCUUGUUUCCUGAUCCUCACCGCUGGGACCGCGGGUCCCCUGGACUUUCUGAUUGGCCGUGAUGAGCGGUGAUGUCACCGCCUACCUCGCUGUCCAGGCCGGCGCGGCUUCGAGCGCAGAUCCAGAGAGAGAAGCUAAAACACUCCGUGGAGUCGGCGCGCGAUGGGAUGAGAGCUGCGUGAACGCCGCACAGCGCUGCCUGGAUGAGACCGAGCUGGUCCAGCUCACAGAGCAGCAGCCCGUCAUGGGGAACGGUGGUGCGUUCUCACCGGUGAACCUCCACAAUGGCACGGGGAGCGAGGCGCCGGGCUCCGCUUCACCUGCGUCGGAGCAGUGGAUGGCGGGGAUGAGCCUGGUGAUGGGUCUGAUCGUCGUGUCCAUCGUGUUCGGGAAUAUCCUCGUGAUCGUGGCCAUAGCCAAGACGCAGAGGCUGCAGACGCUCACUAACGUGUUCAUCGUGUCGCUGGCGAGCGCGGACCUCAUCAUGGGGCUGCUGGUGGUGCCGUUUGGCGCCGCGCUUGAGGUGCGCGGCUCCUGGCUCUACGGCUCCUUUUUCUGUGAGUUCUGGAUCUCCGUGGACGUGCUGUGCGUCACCGCCAGCAUCGAGACCCUGUGCGUCAUCGCCAUAGACAGGUAUGUGGCCAUCACCUCACCUUUCCGCUACCAGAGCUUGUUAACCAAGGCUCGCGCAAAGGCGGUGGUGUGCGUGGUGUGGGCCAUCUCUGCGCUGGUCUCCUUCCUGCCCAUCCUGAUGCACUGGUCCCGCGACAACGUGGACACAGCCUGCUACGAGAACCCGGAGUGCUGCGACUUUGUCACCAACCGGGCGUACGCCAUCUCCUCAUCCAUCAUAUCUUUUUACAUUCCUCUCCUGGUCAUGAUCUUCGUUUACGCACGGGUGUACAGAGAGGCCAAGCAGCAGCUGAGGAAGAUCGACAAGUGCGAGGGCAGGUUUCACAACACCCUGACUGGACUCACCUCCAAGUGCAAGAAGAGGCCGUCCAAGAUCCUGGCGCUGAGGGAGCAGAAGGCGCUCAAGACGCUGGGCAUCAUCAUGGGGACUUUCACUCUGUGCUGGCUGCCCUUCUUCAUAGUCAACGUGGUGCGGGUGUUCAGCGCAGAGGUGGUGGACAAGAACCUCUUCGUGUUCCUGAACUGGUUGGGGUACGUGAACUCGGCCUUUAACCCAAUCAUCUACUGCCGGAGUCCGGACUUCAGGAAGGCUUUCAAGAGGCUGCUGUGCUGCCCGAGACAAGCCGACCGCAGGCUGCACAUCAGCUCCUGCGACCUGUCCCGCUGUUCCGGCGGGUUCGUGUCCGCGCUGGAGCCCGGGACCUUGGAGAUGUGGUCGGACUGCGCCGUCCUGGACAACAGCGACAGCAGCCUGUUGGGGACAGCGAAACUGUCCCACUCAGAAUCACAACUGUGAAGAAAAUAAAUAAAACCAUCCAGAUGGAGAGUUAAAAAUAUAUACAAACAGGAAAGGAUGCGCGUAAAAUCCAAACCAUUCGCUGUAAGUGGAGUUUUCUGUACAAUCAGUUAAAGAUCUUGGUCUUAAUUCAUGAUGCGAUAAAUCCAAAAUCGAAGGUUUGCGCUCACAGAACACAAAGCGCUUUUUCCACAAAAGCGCACGAGCCUUAAGGUGAUUUAUUACUGCAGAUGCGACUUUUUACUCCAGAUCUGUCGACUAGGCGGCUAUAAUAUUAAAAGAAUCACGUUUUGCUGAUACCUUUGUUCAUAAUGGGAAACAAUGUGUUCCUAAAAUGAUCACUGAGGCGCUCCAAAACGCGCAUAACGUGGAUGCCAAUAAGCUCUUAAUUACCUCACAGGCCGGUGCAAUUUAUACGGCAGGUACUUGUUUAUAUUAAACAUAAUGUAAAAUAA